AAACUCAGCCUCUCUUACUAGGCCCAAUCCAUUAUACCAAAUAUGGGGAUUUUAAGGGCAACAAUGCUUCCAUUGCUCUCAAUAUUUCUCCUACUUUUUCUCUCAAGGCAAGUAUCAGCUUCUGAGUCCUUUAUUCACUGCCUUUUAAACCAUUCUCAGCCAUCCCAUCCAAUCUCUGCAGCAAUAUAUACUCCCAACAAUGGCUCCUUCUCAUCUGUCUUGCAAGCCUACAUCCGAAACCUUCGAUUCAACACAACCACAACUCGUAAACCUUUUCUCAUUGUCACUGCUUUGCAUGAGUCUCAUAUUCAAGCAGCUAUCGUUUGUGCUCAAACGCAUAACCUCCAAAUGAAAAUCCGAAGUGGAGGCCAUGACUAUGAGGGGGUGUCUUAUGUGGCAGAAGUCCCAUUCUUUGUCCUUGACAUGUUCAAUCUCCGAUCCAUUCACAUUGAUGUGGAAAGUGAGACUGCUUGGGUUCAAGCCGGAGCAACUCUUGGUGAAGUUUAUUAUAGAAUCUAUGAGAAAAGCAACACCCAUGGGUUCCCAGCUGGGGUUUGUCCCACAGUUGGUGUUGGAGGCCACUUUAGUGGAGGAGGCUAUGGCAACAUGAUGAGGAAGUACGGCCUCUCAGUCGAUAACAUUAUUGAUGCACAAUUAGUUGAUGUCAAAGGAAGACUUCUGAAUAGAAAAUCUAUGGGAGAAGAUUUGUUUUGGGCUAUUAGAGGUGGUGGAGGAGCUAGCUUUGGAGUGGUUGUGUCAUAUAAAAUCAAACUUGUUCGUGUUCCAGAAAUAGUAACUGUUUUCCAAGUUGCAAAAACUUUGGAACAAAAUGCCACAGACAUUGUGUCUAAGUGGCAACAUGUCGCAGAUAAGCUCGACGAAAACCUUUUCAUCAGGCUUAUCUUGGACGUGGUAAAUGGAACAAAUAGAGAGAAUACUGGAAGAGCUACAUUCUUCGCUCUUUUCCUUGGUGACUCUGAGCAACUUCUCUCUGUCAUGAACAAGAGCUUUCCUGAAUUGGGUUUAAAAAAAUCAGAUUGCAAUGAAACCAGCUGGGUUCAAUCUGUGCUUUUCUGGACAAACUUCCCUCUUGGCACGCCAAAUGAUGUUUUGCUUAGUCGAGUACCUCAAACACUAACUUACUUAAAGAGGAAAUCAGACUAUGUGAAGGAGCCAAUUUCAAAGGCUGGGUUGGUGUUGAUUUGGAAGAAAUUGAUUGAGCUGAAGUACGUGGCACUGACAUUCAAUCCUUAUGGUGGAAGAAUGAGUGAGAUUCCAGCUGAGGCAGUUCCUUUCCCUCAUCGAGCAGGGAACCUGGCAAAGAUUCAGUAUGCAGCAAAUUGGAAUGAGGGUGGGGACGAGGUUACAGAUUACUAUAUAAAUUUGACAAGAAAGCUUUACAGUUUCAUGACUCCAUUUGUGUCCAAGAAUCCAAGGGAGGCAUUUUUCAACUAUAAAGAUCUUGACUUGGGGAUUAACCAUAAUGGCAAGGCAAGUUACCAAGAAGGAAGAGUUUAUGGGAUCAAGUAUUUCAAGGGUAAUUUCAACAGGUUGGUAGAGAUUAAGACUAAGGUUGAUCCUGGUAACUUCUUUAGGAAUGAACAAAGCAUCCCUACUCUUCCAAACUAGCUGAAGUAGAAUGUUUUCUGCAAUUUGAUUGCUUAUUUGAUGUACUUUUAGUUACUUGAUUAUUAGGUAAAUAAAAAAUAAAAAAAAUACUUUCCAAGGGGAAAUAAUGUAGUUCUGUAUUGAAAAAUAAAGUGUUGUUUUAGUUGAUA
Molecule: messenger RNA, 1778 nt
Organism: Quercus lobata
Lineage: Eukaryota; Viridiplantae; Streptophyta; Magnoliopsida; Fagales; Fagaceae
Product: berberine bridge enzyme-like 8
Exons: 1
Coding region: 43-1629 (528 amino acids)
Molecular function (GO): oxidoreductase activity; FAD binding
Source: RefSeq, a predicted model, not a curated record